This is a messenger RNA of Phytophthora nicotianae INRA-310, 330 nucleotides long. RefSeq lists its product as hypothetical. The transcript is spliced from 3 exons. NCBI's taxonomy places the organism in Eukaryota, Oomycota, Peronosporomycetes, Peronosporales, Peronosporaceae. The coding region runs from base 1 to 330 and encodes 109 amino acids. The record is from RefSeq and is a predicted model, not a curated record.
AUGGAUAGUAUUGGCACUCGGACGGUGUGGGAUUGCAACAGCGGCAAGGAGAAGACGCGAGUUACGUCGACGCUUCUGGCAGAUCCCAGAGCCAACCCAGAUAUUCCGGUGCUUCUCAUCUGGGACGUGUUUAGUGGUCACUGGACCUCUGAGUGCAUCAUUCACGUCCGAUGCCGAACAGGAAUGCCAGCGUCAAUCAUCAACUUCACGUAUCUGAAGGCACUCGGGCACGAUCUUGUCCACUGUCUGUCAAUGAUGACUCGCACGGGCUUGUGUAGUCGAUGCGGGCAGAUCAUGGAAUGGCAUAUCGCGCUCUCGCUCAAUGCGUAG